UCGACGCAUCGUCGUUGGGGCAGAGUUUAGACAGUGAUACUACUACUACCCUCAAUCACGCAUUUCAAACACUCCCAUGUUAACCAUUUUCAAUCUUUCAAUGCUGUGGCUGAAGAGUAGAAGUUGAAACAGAUUCAAGCACAAACAGUUCUCGAAGCAAGGACAAAGCAUAUAUAAAAGCCUCUUCAUCAUUAUAUUGGGGUUCUUCAAAGUUCAAACCAAGUUCAUUUUUGAACGACCACAACAGAUUUUCUUGUAUCAAACAUAUAUGGCCACACUAGCUACAGUUUUCCUCCCUUCUAAGCUUAAGCCAUCGCAUUCGGGGAACCAGGUCUCUCCAUUCACGCACAAAACACCACUCUGGAAGAAAGUUAACCAACCACUAGUGCCUGUUGCUAGGUUGUUCGGGCCAGCCAUAUUUGAAGCUUCGAAGCUGAAGGUUUUAUUCUUAGGAGUGGACCAAAAGAUACACCCCUCAUAUCUUCCUAGGACUUACACACUAACCCAUUGUGACAUUACCUCUAAAAUCACCCUCUCCAUCUCGCAGACCAUAAACAACUCUCAGUUGCAAGGGUGGUACAACAAAUUACAAAGGGACGAAGUGGUUGCACAUUGGAGGAAAAUUAAGGGGAAAAUGUCUCUCCACGUUCACCUCCAUGUCAGUGGAGGCCAUUUUCUGUUAGAUAUAUGUGCUGGCAUUAGAUACUUCAUCUUCUGCAAAGAGCUUCCAGUGGUGUUGAAUGCCUUCAUUCACGGUGAUAAAAACUUGUUCAAGGACUACCCAGAAUUACAGGAAGCUUUGGUUUGGGUUUACUUUCACUCAAAUAUUUCAAAAUUCAACAAGGUAGAAUGUUGGGGUCCACUGAAAGAUGUGUGUGCAUACUCAAGUGGGUGCCAUGAGGAGGGUAAGCAAGGUGAUAUUCCAGUUAGCGACAGCACGCAUAUCAAUAUGUCGAGGAAAUUGUGAAUGUGUGCCCAUGAGCUCAAACCAAUCACGUGGUCUUGAGAAUUGGAACUGAAUUAUUUUUCACAAUUAGUAUGCAGGGAGAACUUUGGGAAAUUGGAGUGUCGUGUAACUAUUCAGCAUCAGAAAAAAGGGGAAAUUGAAUUCAAUGUAAAUACUUAUUAUGAUAUUUGCCUGUGUUUUUGUUAGUACUAGCUACAACAAUGUGAUUAUGACUUAAAUUUAGACUGUGAGCAAUGCAUGGAUUAUUAUCUUAAUCCAGUGAGCCUUAAUUAUGCCCAAUGCUAGAAGUGAGCAUAAUAUCAGUUUAUUAAGGUUAUAAACUUUAGGAUUUUUUUAAUAAUAAAUUUGUAGGUUUUGGAAA
Molecule: messenger RNA, 1328 nt
Organism: Glycine soja
Lineage: Eukaryota; Viridiplantae; Streptophyta; Magnoliopsida; Fabales; Fabaceae
Product: protein STAY-GREEN homolog, chloroplastic-like
Exons: 4
Coding region: 269-967 (232 amino acids)
Source: RefSeq, a predicted model, not a curated record